Messenger RNA from Cuscuta campestris, 1284 nucleotides. The record is from the annotation of a GenBank genome assembly. NCBI's taxonomy places the organism in Eukaryota, Viridiplantae, Streptophyta, Magnoliopsida, Solanales, Convolvulaceae.
AACAGAAAUAUACAUAUACCGCCGAGUACUAUAUGAUUGAGUUGUAUUGAUCCACAUUUCGCAAUAUGUCCUCUACCGCCGACGAAACCGCCGUCAAACCGGUCCACGUGUCGCCAUAUUUCACCCUCUACAACGACGGCCGCGUUGCCAGGCACGGCGAACCCGAAUGCGUUCAGGCUUGCGACGAUCCCGACGCCGCAGUCCGCUCAAAGGACGUCGUUGUCCAGCCGGAAACCGGCGUCUCCGUCCGCCUCUUCCUCCCAAAACUCGACGGCACGGAAAAAAAGCUUCCCCUCGUAAUCUACAUCCACGGCGGCGCUUUCGUCAUCAGCUCCACCAAGUGGGCGGCGUACCACAAUUUCAUCACCUCGAUGGUGGAAAAGGCGAAGGUGGUCGCGGCGUCGGUGGAGUACAGGCUGGCGCCGGAGCACCCUCUCCCGAUCGCCUACGACGAUUCCUGGGUAGCCUUCCGAUGGAUCAUGUCCCACGCCGAGGGACAGGGCCCGGAUCCAUGGCUGAACGCCCACGCAGAUUUCGGGGAGAUUUUCCUCGGCGGCGAGAGCGCCGGAGCGAACAUCGCCCACGACGUGGCGAUCAGGGCAGGGAGCAGCGAAGACUUCCGAGAUCGGAAGAUCUCGGGGCUGUUUCUAGUCCACCCGUUCUUCGGCGGGGAAGACGAGGACAAGCUGUACAGGUUCCUCUGCCCGGAAUCCAGCGGCGGAUACGACGACCCACGGCUGAAUCCGGCGGCGGAUCCGAGGCUGGCGCGGAUGCCGUGCAAGAGGGUGCUGUUUCACAUGGCCGGAGAUGACUUCCUGCGGGCCAGGGCGAAGCUGUACUUUCAGGAAUUGAAGAAGAGCGAGUGGAAAGGAGAAGCAGAGAUUGUGGAGAUUGAAGGAGAAGGACAUGCUUUUCACCUCACAAAUCCAAGCAAUCCCAAGGCUGAAACUCUGAUUCAUGAUUUGGUUGCCUUCUUCAAUCAAUCUUAAGCUGCUUUUUCUGCAUCAUAUAUGUUGUUGAUGCUUCUUUAUUGCCUUUCUUGUGAAUAAUUGCCUGUUUCUCUGAAUCUUCUUAACCUGUAAAAUUAUUGGUAUGUUUCAGCAUCAGAGAUGCUUUUCAGUUCACUCUGUGAUUUGAAAUCAACAAAAUGGAAAUGUGGUAAAAGUGUGUAGUGCUUCAUCAAACCAUUAUCAUAUUGAGAUCCCAACUUUCAAUUUAUGUGCAUCUAGUAUUCUGUCACCAUAGAUUCAUCAACUCUAACCAUAAAAAAGUGUCUCAAACCUU